AUGGCUCGAGGAUGUGAGACCCACGGAAAGAAGAAAAAGAUUUACUGCCUGACGUGCAAACAGUCGGUAUGUCAUUACUGUGCACUGUGGGAGUCCGAUCACAAGGACAAAAACUUCCGUCCUUUGGAGGACGUGUACAUCGACGCCAGGGCCAGGAUCCGACUGCAAAUAAACAAUAUCUGUCGAUUCGUGCAGCAACUCGAACUGCUGUUGUCCCAAAUCGUAGUUCAUUUGAAUAACUAUUCAGGCAAGUUACAACGAGCUAGUGAGACGUGUGAACGGUCGGUGUGUCAGUACUGUGCACUGUGGGCGUCCGAUCACAAGGACCACGACUUCCGUCCCUUGGAGGAUGUGUACAUCGAUGCCAGGGCCAGGAUCCGACUGCAAAUCAACAAUGUCAGUCAAGUCGUGCAGCAACUCGAACUGCAGUUGUCCCAAAUCGUAGUUCAUUCGAAUAACCAUUCAGGCAAGUUACAACGAGCAAGUGAAGGACGUGAAAGUACUUCAUUUGAAGGACAUGCGGAAUUUGAUCACCAACACUCUCGAGAGACUCGACCGAGUGCAGACUGCCAAGUUGGAAGAACUGAAUGGUCCCCUUUCUGUACAGCACUAUUAGAAAUGUCGUUUGGAAUUAAUGCCAAAAUCGAAUCGCUGAAUGGAUUCAUCAACGAGGCGGAAGAACAACUCAAAUCAUCGACACACAUUCAACUUGUGUCUGAUUCUUCUGGCAUUGAGUCAUUCCUCAAGUCACAUGUGAAACGACCUCCACCAAUUCAGUCGUCUGAAAUGAUAAUGAAGGACUUCGUGAGAUUUGAGUAUAAACUUGAACUUUUGAACGAAAACGGGAGCAGAAAUAUUUCCCGUGUUUAUACGUCUGAUUUUGAAGUUGGGGAAUGCUGGGGAUAUACUCGGUUUUGUCGGCUGAGUCGACUUGAGAACAGCGGGUUCAUUCAAGACGACGCCCUCACAUUUCUAUUCCACGUGCGGUCCCCUUCUUACUACAAUAAAUGCGUCAUUCUUGAAAAGUUGAUGUUUGGUUAA
Messenger RNA from Octopus sinensis (East Asian common octopus), 1041 nucleotides. RefSeq names its product E3 ubiquitin-protein ligase TRIM37-like. The record is from RefSeq and is a predicted model, not a curated record. Gene Ontology annotation, biological process: protein autoubiquitination; negative regulation of centriole replication. Gene Ontology annotation, molecular function: zinc ion binding; tumor necrosis factor receptor binding; ubiquitin protein ligase activity. NCBI's taxonomy places the organism in Eukaryota, Metazoa, Mollusca, Cephalopoda, Octopoda, Octopodidae. The coding region runs from base 1 to 1041 and encodes 346 amino acids. Gene Ontology annotation, cellular component: peroxisome; aggresome. The transcript has 4 exons.